Messenger RNA from Xiphias gladius (swordfish), 881 nucleotides. RefSeq names its product galanin/GMAP prepropeptide (gene gal). Bases 77 to 433 code for a protein of 118 amino acids. Gene Ontology annotation, molecular function: hormone activity. The transcript has 6 exons. NCBI's taxonomy places the organism in Eukaryota, Metazoa, Chordata, Actinopteri, Istiophoriformes, Xiphiidae. The record is from RefSeq and is a predicted model, not a curated record. Gene Ontology annotation, cellular component: extracellular region.
GCUUGUCUGCUGCGCGCCCACCAACCCCUGCUGCCGACUCCGGACUGGAACAGAGGGCGGGAAAGUCGUAUCCAAGAUGCAGAAGUGCUUCGGGAUUUUUUGCUUGUCGCUCGUCCUCUGCGCGACGCUCUCCGAGACCAUCGGCUUGGUCAUUGCGGCGAAGGAGAAGCGCGGCUGGACUCUGAACAGUGCUGGCUACCUGUUAGGUCCCCAUGGAAUAGAUGGACACAGGACACUAGGAGACAAGCCGGGUCUGGCUGGCAAGAGGGACAUGGGUCAGGAGGAAGACUUCAGAACAGAUGCCCUAAGAAUAGCAGAUGAAGACAUCAUCCACACCAUCAUUGACUUCCUGUCGUACCUCAAACUUAAAGAGAUGGGUGCGUUGGACAGCCUGCUUUCCUCUGUGACAUCAGAAGAACUGGCCAAUCCUUAAUGGGUCUGCCUCCCUGCUGUCAACCUUCCUCCAUCCAAGUCUGUCUAUUUCUGCUGUCUAGGCUCACACUGCCCUAAAUGUCACCCUACUGUUGCUCCAUUCAAACUCCGACACUGGCUUUAUCCUGGCACCAAAGAUCUGAUUCUUUAAUUCUUUGUGACAGAAAUUGAUUUUCCCCCCAAUAAAAAUAUCAGACCUUUCUUCUCCUGUGUAAAUAAAACUCAAUCUCUAAUGGGGAUCAGUGAGUGUUUGCUGACUGUACUGUCUAAGUAAUACAGACCUCUGAUCAGAAACCAACACUGUAUUAUCAUCUAAAUAUACUACCAUCUGAUUUAAGAGAUUGGAAUGAAAUAAACACACAAAUGGCACUGGACAACUUGAAUUUUUUUUCACAUUUUGUACUAGUUACUGAAAUCUUUGUUGAAGCUAUAAAACUCGUACCAUCAAC